GAGAGUGGAUGUGCUGUUUCUGUCGGUCGUUUAGUUGUUGUAUUUCUAUGGCUUGUGCUUCAUGUGUAGUUUCAAUUUCUUACGGAAUAUAUUUCCAAUAAUUGUGUCUUAAAAAUUAAAUAAAAUGUGAAAAUCGUGUACUUAAUCUACGAAUUACAAUAGUGGUUGAAUUACAGUACACUUGAUUCAAAGGAGGGGUUUUCUUAUGGUAGAGAUGCGGCUGAAAAUUCACUUUUUUAAAGAAGUAAUGUGUAUCUGACAAUUAAAUACAUGCUGUCCAUCGAUAUUACUGUUUGGCCGCUUUCGCUGAAGCUGCUGCUGUUAACGUUAGCGUCAGCUUCAAAGCAAGCGUCGACGUCGGCAUAUGUACAUACAUAUGUAUUUAAAAAUUUGUAUGAAUGGUGUAGUGAGUGGUUGCAAAAAUUUGGAAGUGAUAAAAUUGAUACACAUGUUUAAAUCUUGAAGUUCCCUAACAUUAAGCGAUUGUAGGUGUAAAGAUACAUAUAUGUUUGAGUAUAUGCAUAAAUAAGUAUAUGAGCAAAAUUGCAAAUGACAAGGAAUAAAGAAAAUCUCCGAAAAUAGUGUUUAUUGGUGGAACGGGUAGUGCAAAUAAUAUAAGAUAUUUACGUACUUAUCUUUAAAUUUGCAUCGCAAUGAGAAUCUUUCCAGCUUUGUCACGAACUACUUGCACCAGAACAACUUCUUCCAAUAUUGCCAAUAACAACUAAAUACUAGCACGAAUAAUUUACGAUGCCCGGUUUAGUUGUUUUCCGACGCCGUUGGUCGGUGGGCUCGGACGAUCUCGUGGUACCGGGAGCUUUUCUGUUAAUAACACAUCUUAUAUGCUUUGUCAUUGUGCUUACGUCACUAUUGGUCUUGGAAUACAAUCUCGCCAUUCUCAACUUAGAGUUACUAUUCUAUCUCCAGAUUUGUUACUUAGCGAUAUUAUUUGGCUCCGUUUGCAUUGAGGCGGGCAUCUGUAUUAUAUCUAUGCGAGGUAGUAUAUUGGACUCUGCCGCACGAACAACGAUAAACUUUUGGAUAUAUUUAAAAAGCAUGGUAAUAUUUUUUGAUAUUACAUGGUUAGUGUUAGGUACAAUUUGGUUGACAAACUACUAUUUCGAUGCGCCCAUCGAUGAAGCCAAAAAGAUUUUUAUGGCUAUAGUAAUUUGCAAUUGGGCCUUGGUGUUCAUAACUCUCAUUACCAUUUGGUGUACAUUCGAUGCUGCCGGCCGAUCAUGGGUCAAAAUGAAAAAGUAUCAAAGGUCGAUGAGAGAGACUGAAUCUCGCUUUAAUUACAAGCGCAGCGGCAGCAUGAACCGGAAUUGGCGCCAACGUAAAGUGAUUCGCGCAUACCAAGACAGUUGGGAUCAUCGAUGUCGCCUGCUAUUUUGUUGCAUGGGCGGUACUGAUCGAAACAGAAAUUCCUUUACCGACAUUGCGCGUCUAUUAAGUGAUUUUUUUCGAGAACUAGACGUUGUGCCUUCAGAUGUAGUUGCGGGUUUGGUGCUAUUGCGAAAAUUUCAAAGAAUAGAGCGAGAAGCCGUUGUCCGUCAGAGAAAAAAUGGCACAUACGAGUUUUUGAGUGGCGUGCCAAUUACUGAGCGAACUCAGUUCCUAGCUUUAAACGAUGCUAAAAACUACGAUUUCUUCCAAACCGUCAUACACUAUAUGUAUUUCGCGCAGGGAGCGUACGGCUGGCCUAUGUACUUCAUAAUAAAUCGUACCAAAAUGUAUAAUUUGCUACCCGAAUUAAGAUGCUUUACUUGUUGCUGCCGUCCCCAAAAUGAUACACCCACUGUUAUACAAGACAACUGUUGUUUUUGUAAUUAUGCCGCCCUAAAGAAAACUCUGCAAGUCGGAGAUAUCGAAAUCAUCUACGCCACAUAUCAUGUCGACGUCGGUGAGACACCGUUCUUUGUAGCUGUUGAUUAUACUAAGAAGAAGAUUGUUGUAAGCAUACGUGGUACAUUAAGUAUGAAAGAUAUACUUACGGACUUAAACGCCGAAGGUGAGGUAUUGCCGCUCUCACCGCCGCGCGAUGAUUGGCUUGGCCACAAAGGUAUGGUGCAGGCUGCAAUUUAUAUUAAGAAUAAAUUAGAAGAAGAAGGACUGAUUGAACGCGCCCUAAGUCAUAACCGUGAUAGAGGCACAGAUACGUUUGGUCUGGUGUUGGUGGGCCAUUCUCUGGGCGCUGGAACUGCGGCUAUUUUAGCAAUAUUAAUGAAAGCUGACUAUCCUUCAUUACAGUGCUUUAGCUAUUCGCCCCCAGGCGGGCUGUUGAGCAUGCCGGCAGUAGAGUAUACGAAAUCAUUCAUUACGUCUAUUGUUUUGGGGAAGGAUGUAGUGCCUCGAAUUGGUUUACAUCAAAUGGAAGCAUUGCGCGCAGACUUAAUUAAUGCAAUCCAACGAAGUGUAGAUCCUAAAUGGAAAACAAUAUCUUGUUCCGUCGUUUGCUGUGGAUGUGGACCGGAGCCAACAUCAGUUGUUGAGAUGUCCGGAAAAGAUACACACAUUAAUCAAUAUCAAGAACAAAGAGAUUCGGCCCGCUCUACAAGUGCACACCCAACAGACAGCUCCAUCGCUUUGACAUUACAUCAGCCACUUUAUCCACCUGGAAGAAUAAUUCAUAUAGUACGACAUCAUCCUAAGCCUGAAGAGCAAAAGUACGACAGCGGUUGGAGAAGUAUUUUGAAGAGUCAUGAACCUGUCUAUCAGGCCAUUUGGGCCGAUACUUAUGAUUUCGAUGAAGUACUCAUUUCGCCCGUCAUGUUGCAGGAUCACAUGCCAGACAAAGUUUUGGCAGCGCUCAAAAAGGUUGUAACCACAAGUGGACCACGGAAACCACAACGCCAAACAUCAAACGCAUUUUCCACUAUAUCCAAUGAUUAUAACCAUUAUGAUAUAGAUGUUGAACGCAUAUCUCCACUAAGUUCGAUGGAUGCAAUAAAUGUUUUAAAACUUGCCGAGAACUUUAAGCAACUUUCCCACAGUUCCGUACCUAAUAUAAGCUGCACAGUGAACUUGACACCAACAGUACAGCGUAAAGUCUCUUGCGAAACGUCUUUUGCGAAUUUGCAUGCACCACUGGAAAUGCCACCAAUUGCCGGACCGAAUUCCAGUAAAGCUUCAUCGAUAGCUGGCAGCAUUUUAGGUCACGGCCAGUUUAGCUCGGCUCAAUACGAUAUAUCUAUAGAUGAGAGCAUAUUGACUGUCGCACGUCGAAGUCCUUCCGUACCGAGUGAAUCGGCUACUGUGAUAAUAAAUGAGCGUGACCCAUUGCCGGCUCAGCGUUCAAAGGCUGUGGCAUUUGAUAUUGAUACGAAUUCUAGCGAAAUGGUAUACUCGCAGCACGUUCAUCAAAAUACUCGUACAUCAAAAAGUGUUUUAAAUCGUCAAUACUCGGCACGUGCUGAGAAACGGAAACGUAAUGCCACCAAUGCUGCAUUACGUAGAGCUUCGGAUGCGUCCAGACCCAUAGAUUUAUUACAUGAUGAUUGGUUAGGCUUAGCACCAUUAGCUAGCCCCGAGACGUUAUCCGAAAUAUCCAGUAUAUCGUCACGCACAAGUGCACCUAUUAGCUUAGCCAAUAGUAUAGAACGUUAUUUGCACAAUCUAAAUCUAGGCGCUGAUAGUGCGAAUGGACGAGUUAUGCUUGAAGACAUUUUCGAAUCGCAAAUGCAUACACCUAAAACAUUGCGACGUGCACCGAAAUUCAGUGAGAAUUUAUCUAAUUGUGCUGAAGACAGUCGUAAUGUUGAUCAAUACAAACGUAUGGGCAGAGUGUUCGUCACAUUUCCACCCAUUUUUGAUAACGUCCAUAGUAGUAGUAAUACCAACAAUCAGAAGUCAAGCUUAGAUUCCAGUGAUGAGAGUUAUGAGUCAGCGCAGAGUCUCAGUCGACUUCAAUCAAAACAUGAUCCCACCAGUGAACGUGACUCUGCUAGCGUCAAUGUUCUUCAACCAAAACAGAGUUCAAAAUCCGCAGACCCAUUAGACGGUGAUACAACUCAAAGUACCACGAAAAAAUUAACUUUUAGUGAUAGCGAAAUUCUAAAUGAUAGUUGCCAUAGCCUAUGCCCCAAUUGUCCCUGCCGAAGGAUCGACGAGGCCGAACUUAAAACUAAUUGCUGCCAGCGCUUGGAGCACAGUCAAUGUAUAAUGACGCUUUUGAGUAAAGAUGGGAAAUGUGGUUCGGCUGAUACGACGUUUUAUAGUGCCAAUUCGUCCAUCGAACAGUUCUCAACACCAGGUAGAUCGAUGUGCUGUCACAGUUCAACUAAUAACGGCGGCUCUGCGUGCCAAAGUGCUACCGAGGAAAUGUCCAUCACAAGAACGGGUGUGCUUGAGUCACAUUUCCCCGUAUACGAAUCUACGCAAACUACAGCUGAUGGAUCUGAAAUUGACAAAACUUCUACGUGUACCUUACGACCUACUGUUUUCACAACAGACCAUCACAAACGCGAUGUAACUGGUGGCCGAAUACGCAAACGACUUUCAUCCGAAGAAUUCAUAUUCACCCGCCCAGACGAUCUCCCACUAGUGGCACAACUAGGUGAGAAGUCGAACAAACGCAAAGGAUGCGUGUAUCCAGCGGGUACGAAGUAUAAUAUUCGACGAGCACGGCCGCCAACCAGCACGAAUGGUGUAUCGAUAAAUACAACAUCAUCUCCAAGUUUACAAAUACAGAAUAAUGUAAAUCAACAGGUUUCACUAUCUACUUCGAGUUCCCCUAGUAAAUGUUCUAGUCUAAUGCUUCCUAUAACUUAUAGCGAAGAGAGUAGUGUCUGAAGUUCGUAGAAAGUACCUAAUUAUGUAUCUAAAUAGUAGUGAAAUAUUGAUUUUGUGUAUUAAGUUUUCAGUUCUCAGCUCACUUGCACACCUUACAUACGACUAUAUUGCAAGUCAUAGCUAUACAUUCAUAUAUUAUAUUAUAUUUGCAUGUUGAAUACUGUACAAACCCUUACAAUAAGACAA
Molecule: messenger RNA, 4977 nt
Organism: Ceratitis capitata (Mediterranean fruit fly)
Lineage: Eukaryota; Metazoa; Arthropoda; Insecta; Diptera; Tephritidae
Gene: inaE
Exons: 17
Coding region: 751-4791 (1346 amino acids)
Biological process (GO): lipid metabolic process
Cellular component (GO): postsynaptic membrane; dendrite membrane
Source: RefSeq, a predicted model, not a curated record